AUGGGUGCAGUCGUCUCUUGCUUUGAAUCAAUCUGCCAAACCAUCGGCUCCGUGCUGAUGGCCAUCGUCAACGGCAUCGGUGCUAUCUUCACCGCCAUCAUCAACGGCAUCGUCUCGCUCUUCGACAUCAUCAUCUCCUGCCUCACCUGCGGCCGCCGCACUCGAAGACACCGCACUGGUAACACACGCAGGCACCAUACAACAAGUACUAUCUGA
Fonsecaea multimorphosa CBS 102226 is the source of this 216-nucleotide messenger RNA. RefSeq lists its product as uncharacterized. The record is from RefSeq and is a predicted model, not a curated record. NCBI's taxonomy places the organism in Eukaryota, Fungi, Ascomycota, Eurotiomycetes, Chaetothyriales, Herpotrichiellaceae. The transcript is spliced from 2 exons. The coding region runs from base 1 to 216 and encodes 71 amino acids.